This is a messenger RNA of Arabidopsis arenosa, 1816 nucleotides long. The record is from the annotation of a GenBank genome assembly. NCBI's taxonomy places the organism in Eukaryota, Viridiplantae, Streptophyta, Magnoliopsida, Brassicales, Brassicaceae.
UUCCAACCAACACAAAAAAAUAAAAAUGGCUGCCAAAGCCACAAUCCAAAUCUUCCCCGACGUCAAUCAUCUCCGAUACUUCGCUCUCUUUUUUCUCCUCUCGUGCCACGUGGCAUCCGGCGACGAAGGAACAUGGGAACUUCUUUUACCAAACGUCGGGAUCUCAGCAAUGCACUCUCAGCUCCUUCACAACGACCGUGUCAUAAUGUACGACCGAACCAACUUCGGUCCUUCCAACAUCUCUCUCCCUAACGGAGCCUGCCACAACAGCCCAGACGACCCAGUCUCGACAACCGACUGCACCGCGCACUCGGUUGAAUACGACGUCGCUUUGAACCGUAUCCGUCCCUUAACGGUCCAAUCCAACACUUGGUGCUCCUCAGGCGGAGUCACUCCCGACGGAACUCUUCAACAAACAGGAGGUGAUAAAGACGGAGAACGUAAAGUUAGACUUUUCGCUCCUUGCGACGACAAUAUUUGUGACUGGACAGAAGUCGAUAACGGACUCGCUGCAAGAAGAUGGUACGCUACAAACCAUGUCCUCCCCGACGGUCGGCAGAUCAUAAUCGGAGGUCGAGGUCAAUUCAACUUCGAGUUUUUCCCCAAAACAAACGCUCCAAAUCUCUACACUUUACCGUUUUUGUCCGAAACCAACGAUCCUGACGAAAACAAUCUUUACCCUUACGUUUUCCUAAACACCGAUGGUAACUUGUUCAUAUUCGCUAACAACAGAGCGAUAUUGCUCGAUUAUUCCAGAAACACUGUCGUCAAAACGUAUCCAGAGAUCCCUGGAGGCGAUCCAAGAAGCUACCCAAGCACUGGCUCGGCUGUUCUCUUACCAAUCAGGAACCUUGUGUUAGAGGUUCUAGUGUGCGGAGGUGCACCAAAAGGAUCGUACGACCUCUCUCAAAGGAGAAAUACUUUUGUAAAAGCGCUUGACACGUGUGCAAGAAUCAAUAUCAACGACGUGAAUCCUCAAUGGAUCGUUGAAAAGAUGCCGAGAGCUAGAGUUAUGGGAGACAUGAUGCUUUUACCUGACGGAAAUGUUCUGUUAAUUAACGGUGGUGGUUCAGGGACAGCUGCUUGGGAGCUUGGUCGUGAACCGGUUUUUAAUCCUGAUAUUUACCAUCCCGAUAAACCGGUCGGUUUAAGAUUCGAAGCUCAAAACCCAAGCAAGAUCCCUCGAAUGUACCAUUCUACCGCGACUUUGCUUCGUGACGGGAGAGUUCUUGUUGGAGGAAGCAACCCUCACGCGUUUUACAAUUUCACCGGCGUUCUUUUCCCGACGGAGCUGAGGUUAGAGGCUUUUUCGCCGUCGUAUUUGGAUCCUAAGUACUCGAGUAUUCGUCCUAGUAUUGUGGAUCCUAGGCCACAGUCAACGAUCAACUACGGUAGAAUCUUGAGGCUGAGGUAUACUGUAACCGGAAGAGUGAAAAGUCCGGUUAAAGUGACGAUGUUGUUUCCUUCGUUUACUACACAUUCUUUCUCAAUGCAUCAAAGGCUUUUGGUUCUUGAUCAUGUCAUUUCUUUUAGACUCGGGAUUAGCAGGAUUUAUGAAGUUAGAGUUAGGACUCCAAGCUCUCCGAUUCUUGCACCGCCCGGUUAUUACAUGGUUUUUGUGGUAAACCAAGAUAUACCGAGUGAAGGUGUUUGGGUACGUUUACAGUGAAAGUGAUUCAUUAACAUUGAUCAUUCACUCAUUAUAUGUGUUAAUUGGCUGAAAUUUUUAUUCUAAAAAUAUUGUUGAAGACUAUUUUAUGUAUUGAUUUCGUAGAGUUGUUUGUUAGUAUUCAAUUAUUAAAAGGAAUCAGAUACU